Bufo bufo (common toad) is the source of this 3854-nucleotide messenger RNA. It is a transcript of the gene PTPN22, whose product is annotated as protein tyrosine phosphatase non-receptor type 22. NCBI's taxonomy places the organism in Eukaryota, Metazoa, Chordata, Amphibia, Anura, Bufonidae. The record is from RefSeq and is a predicted model, not a curated record. Gene Ontology annotation, molecular function: non-membrane spanning protein tyrosine phosphatase activity. The transcript has 21 exons. Bases 296 to 2617 code for a protein of 773 amino acids. Gene Ontology annotation, biological process: peptidyl-tyrosine dephosphorylation. Gene Ontology annotation, cellular component: cytoplasm; nucleus.
UGCCGUGUGAAACAUCUACUGCAAUAUCAAACUGAACAUUUUUUACCACAAAGCUAAAAACUCAGGCCUUGAUUAAUAACAAACAUGCAGAUGAAAUAUAAACUGAGAGGCAGUAGGACCCAGUUCAUUUCUGGUUGUAUCUUGACCACAAGUAGCUGUCAGUAAUAGCUUCCGCUUAAAACUUUAUACUUGUUUUGUGCUCUCGUGAUGUUUGCUAACCACACUCAUUGCCUCUGUCUGGUGGUCUCAAGAAACGUAUACUUGAUGUGACCAUAUUCACUGCUGGCCUUGCAACAUGGAGCAGAAGGAGAUUAUUCAGCGUUAUAUUGAUGGUUAUGAGAGGAAGAAAACAAAGUCGGAAGAGUUUGCCAAUGAUUUCAUGAAUCUGAAACGACAAUCUGCAAAAUAUAAGACUGAUAACAACUACACUACAGUGGCAGCAGAAAGACCAGAGAACUUUAAGAAGAAUCGAUACAAAGACAUCUUCCCGUUUGACCACAGUCGCGUGGAACUGUCUCUGAUCACCUCAGAUGAAGAAACUGAUUAUAUCAAUGCCAGUUUUAUUAAGGGUGUAUAUGGUCCCAGGGCAUAUAUUGCCACUCAAGGCCCCCUGGCAAACACUGUUGUAGAUUUCUGGCGAAUGAUUUGGGAAUACAAUAUUGGGAUUAUUGUUAUGGCCUGUAUGGAGUUUGAAAUGGGGAAGAAAAAGUGUGAGCGAUACUGGGCAGAAGUAGGGUGUGAAGUGUCACUGUGUGGACCAUUUUCUAUUACAUGUACUAAGGAAGAGAAGAAGACAGAAUAUGUUAUCAGGCAGUUGGCAGUCACUUAUGGGAAUGAAAUACGAAUAGUUCAUCAAAUUCAUUACAAGAACUGGCCGGAUCAUGAUGUCCCCUCUUCUGUAAAGUACAUUUUAGAAAUGAUACAAGACAUGCGUCUUCUCCAGAGAGAUGAUACUCCACCAUUAUGUAUCCACUGCAGUGCUGGCUGUGGGCGGACUGGCGUCAUUUGUGUAAUUGAUUAUGUAUGGAGACUUCUAAAAGAUCAGAUUAUCCCAGUUAAUUUUAGCAUUUAUUCCAUUAUCCAAGAAAUGAGAACACAAAGAUCUUCACUGGUCCAGACCAAGGAACAGUAUGAACUUGUCUAUAAUGCAGUGAUCUAUCUAUUCAAGAAAGAACUUAAAAAGAUAAAUGGGAUAUCAGGCUCUGAGGAGGAUAUGACAUUCAAGAAUGCACCCUAUCCACAAGGCACUGACAGAGGAUUAAUAAAUCUUCACAGAGGUUUUACAGGACAGAUAAGAGAAGAUAUUCACCAAUGGACUGGAGGCUCAUCUGCAGCAGCCUGUAAUUCUGGGACAGAUUUUUCAAUAUUGGAACCAUUAACACCAUCAAAGAUGUAUAAAAAUUGUGGCAAUACAGAGGAAAACAUCCUCAAAAGCCAAACACAGAACAUAAUUGAUCAAUGUUUUGAUGUACCCCACCCUUUACCAAGGACACACUAUGGCAAGCAUUCCCAAAAUGUAACAUGUGAUGAUAACUUAAAUGCCAAACGUUCUGCCGCAGAAAGAAAGAUGAAUAGUGGACAUACACCAUUAACACGAACCAAAUCCACUCCCUUUGAACUGCACCAACAUAGACAGUCCUGUAUACUGGCAAAUACUUCAAAAGAGACAGAUAUGUACCAGGAUGAAUUCAAUGUUUUAUCUCUUAUGAAGCAGGGACCUAGUUUGACAAGCUCCUUAGGCAACUUAAAUACUGUUCAUAGCAGUCAUAUAUAUAGUCGUUUGACAGAAGACCCUUAUUUUUCACCAACUCUAUCUUCUGACCCUGGCUCACCCAAAUUUGCAGAUUUUUGUUUAGAGGCUAUUUGUCCUGAAAUUACUAAUUCACAAGUCAGCGGUAAGCAGAAUGCUGGCUCACUAUUGUCUGAAUCACAUCAUUUGGGCCACAUGAAUGAGCCUUCUAUACAAGGACCACUGGAAGGGGCUGAUGUUCCUCGGUUCAGCAACCUAAAUGGCAAGAGUGAUGACAGUCCUCCUCCACUGCCAGAACGUACACCGGAGUCCUUCAUAGUUCCUGAUGAGCAAAGUGAGCAAUGCAUAGGAACUGAGCAAUCACAGGACUCUUCUAAGUUGCAGCCUGUCCUGCAAUCAAGAAUUGGCAUGUCGCUGGAGUGGGGUGGUGUGUCCCAACAUAAGAUUGAUGACUUCAGGAACAUGGCACGCAGCAAGAGUGUAAAAGUGAGGGGAUCAAAGUUGGAAAAAAUCCAGAAUAGAUCACCUUCUCCGCCUCCCCUACCAGAAAGAACUAAGGAGUCAUAUAUUAUUGCAGAUGAAGCUUGCUAUGUAGAAAGCAUUGUUACUGAAAUCCCUGGGCCCGUGCAGCUCACCGAAAGAGAAAUCAGUGGCUGUGUGCCAUCUUCAGCACCUGGACAAGAGAUCACCAGAAAAAAGAGUAUGAAAAUAUUGAGAAACAUGAAAAAAAAUGUUUGCAGUGUGGCUAAAACUGAAUCUGCAUCUUCUGGAUCAAGUAGUCCUCUUUCAUUUUUACACUUUGGUUUUGGGAAACGAUUUGCAAAGCCAAAGGGGCCUAGGAAACCGCCAGCAACUUGGGACAUAUAAAACCAUCUGCACAUUUACAGUAUAAUAAUAGUUUAAAAAGAUAUUGUUGAUCCUAUUUAUUAUGAUACUGUGACAUUAUUCCUGACAUCUCACCUUCAUCCCUUAGAACUGUUGUGUGCCAUGUCAUACAUGAAGUCCAAUGGAGACAUAUGUUACACAUUAAACAUGACAAAAAUGUUCACAACUUUAUGCUACUUGGUAUUGAGGAUGAAACCUUCAAGUACUUUUUACCCAUGUACUGUAUAGCCAAAUGUGGACACCGGAUUGUAAGUUGUUUUAACUUAAAGCAGCUCUGUCACCCAGAGGCAUAUAGCCUAGUAGAGUUGAUGACGCUGAUUAAAACGAUACCUGUCUUAUAUCUGUCGGUGGUAUCGUUGCUGAGGAAAAUGUACAUUUAAAUUAUGCAAACUAUUCGAGCACCAGGAGGCAGGCUUAUAUGGUUUGAGCACUGCUCCAGAGACGCCCUUGGUGCUCCAUAAUGAUGCGCCUCUGCUUUUCAUCAUGCCCCCCCCUUCCUUUAGAUUGACGGCGCUAGACUGCACUCGUGUCCAGAAUGUGCGCACAGCAUCUUCACUCGUCAGGAUGAAGCUGAAGAUGUUGUGCGCAUGCGCCGUUCUAGACAUGACCGCGGUCUAGUCUAAAGUCAGAGGGGCAUCAUUAUGGAGCACCAGGGGUGUCAUCAACCCUACCAGGCUAUAUGCCUCUAAGUGACAGUCGCUUUAAAGAAGUUGCCAUUAAUGUAAAAAAUUAAAAUCAAAAAUGAAGAAGAUGAAAAAAAAUUGUUGAAUGAAUAAUACAAUAAACCAUGUUAACGGGAAUCUGUCAUCAGAUACAUUGACUAUAAAUCCAACUUCCGUGGGAGAUGUGCGCUGCUAACUACAGUACAAUCUCCAAAUGUGCCCCCAAUGUGGAGAAAUCAGUCUUUGAUUUUUAUGCAGAUUACCCCUGGGUACAACGAAGGCAUGGUCAUUGCUCCUCGUUGCACCCAGAGACUAUGCUCACUUACCUUGAUGUUCACACCCUCACCACUUUGACUGACAGGGGCCAGAAGUUUCGUGGUAGCACAUUCAAGGCACAUUCUCUAACCCUGUACCGCUCGUGUGUCGAAUGUGAUGCCGUGAGACUUCAGGGCCAGACGUGAAUAUGUCUUCACCUCCUGGCUUUGUCAGCCAAAGCGGUGGAGGCGUGGACAUCAAGACAAGUGAGCGGAGCCUCUGGGUGCAAUGAGGUGCAAUGC